Leptosia nina is the source of this 486-nucleotide messenger RNA. The record is from the annotation of a GenBank genome assembly. NCBI's taxonomy places the organism in Eukaryota, Metazoa, Arthropoda, Insecta, Lepidoptera, Pieridae.
AUGUCUGUCACAUUGCACACUGAUGUAGGAGACCUUAAAAUUGAAUUGUUUUGUGAACAAAGUCCUAAAGCUUGUGAAAACUUUCUAGCUUUAUGUGCCAGUGAUUAUUAUAAUGGCUCUUUAUUUCAUAGAAAUAUUAAGGGAUUUAUAGUACAAACAGGUGAUCCUACAGGGACUGGAAAAGGUGGUACAUCAAUUUGGGGAAGAAAGUUCGAGGAUGAAUUUAAAGAAGAAUUAAAACAUAAUGCUAGAGGUAUGGUAAGCAUGGCUAAUAAUGGUCCCAAUACAAAUGGCAGCCAGUUUUUCAUAACAUAUGCAGAGCAACCUCACUUGGAUCUAAAGUAUACUAUUUUUGGAAGAGUUAUAGACGGAUUUGAAGCCUUAGAUGAUUUGGAAAAAAUGCCUGUUAACCCAAAAACCUUUAAACUAUUGACAGAGGCUCGGAUAACAUCAGUUACAAUACAUGCGAACCCCUUAGCUGGUUAA